AUGGUUGAAAACAGUACGCUUCAGACUCCAGAUAACGGAAAUGGUGACGGUGAUAUUAGUAAGCCAUAUUCCGGGGCAUUUUCCUUAGGCUUGCAUAAAACCACGCCUGGAUUAGAAGGUGAGCACUCAAGCACAUCGCCUGCCCCCGAGAACUCCGAAAUGCAAAACAGGAAAAGAAACAGAAUCUCUUUUGUCUGUCAGGCUUGCAGGAAGUCGAAAACGAAAUGUGAUAGAGAGAAACCGGAAUGUGGCCGAUGCAUCAAGCAUGGGUUGAAGUGUGUUUACGACGUAUCGAAGCAACCGGCACCCAGAAUUCCCAGUAAAGAUGCCAUCAUAUCAAGGCUAGAAAAGGAUAUGUACUACUGGAAGGAUAAAGCUAUGAAACUGCUCACCGAGAGAGAGACGAAUGACUCGGGUAAAAGAUCGGCAAGUCCUACCAAUACAAAUGCGGCUAAUGGAGAAAGUCCCGAGACCAAGAAAUUACACACAAUGGAAAACUUGUACCAGCAGGAUUUUAAGGAGAGCUCAAGUAAUGGUGAAGAUGAUAUCGAAGUCAACCUGUAUAGAAGCCAUCCAACCAUGAUCAUGAGCAAGGUUAUGAAAAGAGAAGUUAAGCCCUUGUCUGAAAACUACAUUAUUAUUCAGGACUAUUUUUUGAAAAUCCUGGUUACUUCAGUAUUCCUCGAUACCUCCAAAAAUACAAUGAUACCGGCACUUACGGCAAACGCAAAUAUUACUAGAGCUCAGCCUAGCGUAGCAAAUAAUCUCUUGAAGUUAAAGGAAAUGUUAAUCCGACAGUGCCAAACUGAUGAUGAGAAGAGCCGUGUUAAUGAGUUUACCGAUAGGAUAUUACAGAAUACGAAUUCCAAUAGAAACUUGAAAAUCGGUAUGUUGUUGUCAAUGCUUUACAAUUCCGUUGGCCACCAAUACUUAGAAGAUCACUGUCCUCAAGGUGGCGAGUAUUCAGAUUUAUUGAAAAAUUUGAUCGCUGAGUGUGAUGCCAUUUUACCACCAUAUGAAAUUAUUGAACGCUAUAAGAAUCAUUUCUUCGAAUACGUUUAUCCGAGUUUACCGUUCAUCGAGUUGGAUCUUUUUGAAGAGUCUCUCAGUCAAACAAUUUUUCCCGAUGAAAACGAUCCUUCCAGGGUGAAAAUACGGAUGGGGAGCACUCAUUUGAGAUCCAAAGUAGAAAAUUUAAGUCUACUUUUGGUUAUCCUGAAACUAUCAUACAUGUCAAUAAGAUUUUUAGACCACAAAACAGCAGAGUCAAGUGUUUAUUUAUCAAAGGAAAUAAUUGAUAAAUACCCAAUACCGAAUGAUUUUAUCUUGUUAAGUCAAAGAUGCUUGGCGUCAGAAAAUUGGUGCGCAUGUGCUAAUGAAAAUAUCAUAUCGUGCUUAUUAUAUAUUUGGUCGUUUUUUGCCUUUUCGCCUGAAGAGGGUGAUUUCUUUCUUGAGCACCCUACUGAUGUUAUCAGUAGUUUAAUAAUGAUGCUUUCCACUUCGAUUGGUCUCCAUAGAGAUCCAUCAGAUUUCCCUCAAUUAAUAUCGCCAUCCACCUCAGAUAAAAGAGUAUUGAACCAUAGGAGGAUACUGUGGUUGAGUAUUGUCACUGUUUGUUCGUUUGAAGCAAGUCUCAAGGGUAGACAUUCCGUCUCACCAAUAUCUUUAAUGGCAUUAUUUUUGAAUAUUAAAGAUCCCGAUUCCUUGACAGUUUAUAUGAACAGGGUUAGGAAUGAUCUGAGCGAUCUCAACGAUACUAAACUGUUGAGAAUUCAUGAAUUCUCAUUUAAGAGGGCGCAACUGGCUUUGCUGUUAUCAGAUUUGGAUAAUCUAACAAUGACUUACUACGGGAGCUUUCAUUUGCAUUCAAUUGAAUUCAUUAGAGAAAAACUAGACAUUUUCGUAGAAGAAAACUUUCCCAUAGUGCCUUUGAAAAGUGUCACACAGGAUAAAUCUGAUUUUGAUGAUACCGACGUAAUAUCAGAAAUGAACUUAUUGUCAUCAGAGAAUUCUUCUUCAUUUCACAGUCGAAUAAUGAAUAAACUAUUGAUGCUAAGAACCUCAAUGGCUAUACUUUUACAUUUUGAAUCAUUGAUCACUAAGGAUAAAAACGUUUUCCCAUUCUACAAGAAGUAUUUUAUGCUCAGUUGUAUGGAUGCAUUGUCAUUGAUAAACUAUUUUAACAAAUUCUUCAACGGUGAAUAUCGAUACGCAAUUUCUUCUCUGACAAGUUUUAAUGUAACAAAGUUCAUUCAGUUGGCACUAUCUAGUACGAUUUUCAGCUUAUUGGGGAUUGUUCUGAGAAUCGGCUUAGCCAUCCAUAUGUUAUAUUCUGAAAUACAAAAGAUACCAGGAACAACAGAUCCCAGAAUAAAGGAAUUAAACGAUAAAAUUGAAAAAUUUAGUGUUUUACAAAGAGAUCUGGAAUCUGCCUUAGAAGGUAUAUAUUGCUCUGCUUCAGAACAUUUAAGAUUCACAUACUUCCCCGUUUUCAAGAUGUUAGCUUUAUUCGAUGUUAUUAUUCAAAGAAUGAGAAAGGGCGAACUAUGGCAUGGUAUAUUUAGAAUGAUCCAAAUGGAGCAAUUGCAUUCGAGAAUUAUCAAGACGCUAAGCAUUACCUUGGGUGUCAAAUUGGAUAAGAAGGAUCGACUGUUGGAGGAAUUAAUGGGAUGCAAUCAUGUGGCAAAAUUUGGGAUUGAAGAUAUAGAUGAUCUGAACGAAAAAAUCAAAAAAGAAAUCCAGAUUUCCUCAGGCUUGAAACCUCCGGUAAAUACGAUCGACUCGUUGAACAGUGAACUGUUUGAAAAAACUGCUCCUUCCGUUGCUCAAACAUGGAGUUCGUCCUUGGAUAAUUUAGAAAAGCUGUCAUCGGCAGCCGCAGUUAGCCAAAAUUUGGACUACCAUACCGUUUUACAGCACGGAAACUUACCGGGCGGUUCCAAAGAACAAACGCCGCUGACCGGGAUGAACAGCCUAAACAACUCAAUGAAUGCUACACCAAUGGCUGACAAUUCAUCUGGAUCACAACUUCCAAAUGGAUUCGAUCGAAAUCAAGCGAAUAACACACCUUUCCCAGGAUAUUUUGGUGGUUUGGAUUUAUUUGACUAUGACUUUUUAUUCGGUAACGAUUUCGCUUGA
Messenger RNA from Saccharomyces eubayanus, 3138 nucleotides. It is a transcript of the gene OAF1, whose product is annotated as oleate-activated transcription factor OAF1. Gene Ontology annotation, biological process: positive regulation of transcription by RNA polymerase II. Gene Ontology annotation, cellular component: nucleus. The record is from RefSeq and is a predicted model, not a curated record. The transcript has a single exon. The coding region runs from base 1 to 3138 and encodes 1045 amino acids. Gene Ontology annotation, molecular function: DNA-binding transcription factor activity, RNA polymerase II-specific; zinc ion binding. Lineage: Eukaryota; Fungi; Ascomycota; Saccharomycetes; Saccharomycetales; Saccharomycetaceae.